GGGACUCGGGAUGGCUUCCAGCGACUCCAGGUUUCUGUGGCUCCUCAAGAUGUCAGUCUUAGUCUUAGCACUUGGCAUUAUUCUGUUCAUGUUCAGAAGCACGUUCCUUCAAGCAAGCUUCGGCAGCUUCAAGCCAGAGUCUCCGCAGCCUCAGCUGGGUGAUCCAGUGCUGAAACUUCUACCUGAGGAGCACCUUAGGCACCUUUUUAGCUAUGCUGGCAUCUGGCUCUUCCCUAAAAAUCAGUGUGACUGUGGUUCCAACAAUCAGAAAAGAAGAAACAACUUUGAGGAUGCCUAUAACAAGAACGACCUCCCAGCAGUGAUGACCAGGAGACAGGUGGAAUUCGAGCACUUUCAGAGGAGGGAAGGGCUGCCCCGUCCACCGCCCCUGCUGGCUCCACCCAACCUCCCCUUUGGAUACCCAGUUCACGGAGUGGAAGUGAUGCCUAUGCACACAAUUCUCAUCCCAGGCCUCCAAUAUGAAGGGCCAGAUGCCCCAGUCUAUGAGAUCACUCUGAGAGCUUCUCUGGGGACACUGAACACCCUGGCUGACAUCCCAGACAAUGUGGUACAGGGCAGAGGCCAGAAGCAGCUGACCAUUUCAACCAGUAAUCGGAAGCUUUUGAGGUUCAUCCUCCAGCAUGUAACCUACACCAGCACGGUGUACCUGCGCCACAAGGUGGACAUGGUGAGUUUGGAGUCCAAGUCCUCAGUGGCCAAGUUUCCAGUGACCAUCCACCAGCCUGUCAUACCCAAGUUAUAUGACCCUGGACUUGAGAGGAAGCUCAGAAACUUGGUGACCAUUGCUACCAAGACUUUCCUCCGACCCCACAAGCUUAAGACCCUGCUCCAGAGCAUUCGAGAAUAUUAUCCAGACUUAACUGUGGUUGUAGCUGAUGAUAGCGAGAAGCCCCUGAAAAUUGAAGAUGACUACGUGGAGUAUUACACCAUGCCCUUUGGGAAGGGCUGGUUUGCCGGUAGGAACCUGGCCAUCUCCCAGGUCACCACUAAAUAUGUCCUCUGGGUGGAUGAUGACUUUCUCUUCAACAACAAGACCAAGAUUGAGGUGCUGGUAGAUGUACUGGAGAAAACUGAACUGGAUGUGGUGGGCGGCAGUGUGCAGGGAAACGUGUUCCAGUUCAGGCUGUUGCUGGAACAGAGCAAGAAUGGGGACUGCCUUCACAGGAGGUCAGGAAGUUUCCAGCCCCUCGAUGGCUUUCCUAGAUGCACGCUGACCAGUGGUGUUGUCAACUUCUUCCUGGCUCACACAGACCGACUCCAAAGAGUUGGCUUCGACCCCCGCCUUCAACGAGUGGCUCACUCAGAGUUCUUUAUUGAUGGUCUGGGGACACUGCUGGUGGGCUCAUGCCCAGAGGUGAUUGUCGGUCAUCAGCCACGUAAACCAGUGGUGGACCCAGAGCUAGGUGCCCUGGAGAAGGCUUAUAGUACAUACCGGGCCAACACCAAUGCUCAGAUCCAGUUCAAGCUGGCUCUCUUGUACUUCAAGAACCAUCUCCAGUGCUCCACAUAA
Molecule: messenger RNA, 1531 nt
Organism: Nannospalax galili (Upper Galilee mountains blind mole rat)
Lineage: Eukaryota; Metazoa; Chordata; Mammalia; Rodentia; Spalacidae
Gene: B4galnt2
Product: beta-1,4-N-acetyl-galactosaminyltransferase 2
Exons: 11
Coding region: 11-1531 (506 amino acids)
Biological process (GO): UDP-N-acetylglucosamine metabolic process; UDP-N-acetylgalactosamine metabolic process
Cellular component (GO): Golgi membrane
Molecular function (GO): hexosyltransferase activity
Source: RefSeq, a predicted model, not a curated record